AUGGGCGUCGAACAACUCCGAAUCUGCAGUGACUCCCACUUAAUCGUCAACCAAGUGAACGCCGAAUUUGAGGCUAAGGACGCAUCGAUGGCUACCUACUUAGCACACACCCGCCGAUUACUCAGACAAAGAAGCGCAUAUCAAAUCCAAUGGAUCCCAAGAUCUGAGAACAGUCACGCCGAUGCACUUUCCAACUUGCAUCCGCGAUCGACAACUAGGUGGGACACCAUGUACCAAUCGAAAUUCUCGCUUGACGGAGCACCACCAAAGUUAAGAUACAUGCCAUUCGGCAGAACCCAAGCUGGAUAG
Prunus armeniaca (apricot) is the source of this 309-nucleotide messenger RNA. The record is from the annotation of a GenBank genome assembly. Lineage: Eukaryota; Viridiplantae; Streptophyta; Magnoliopsida; Rosales; Rosaceae.